This is a messenger RNA of Penicillium longicatenatum, 192 nucleotides long. RefSeq lists its product as uncharacterized. Lineage: Eukaryota; Fungi; Ascomycota; Eurotiomycetes; Eurotiales; Aspergillaceae. The coding region runs from base 1 to 192 and encodes 63 amino acids. The record is from RefSeq and is a predicted model, not a curated record. The transcript has a single exon.
AUGGACCGGGCAUUUCAGGACUACCUAUGUGGCAAGCACAAAGACAGAGCCGACAGGCCGUGGUGGGGUGGAAUGGGAUGCGGUGUGCGCUGGGGCGGGGAUUUGCCGUCAGAGGAUGCAGUGAUUGGCAGGGAAGAAAGCGGUCUUUGGUUUAAUCUAUGGGAAUUAGGAUAUGAAAGAGAGGGUACCUGA